AAAAAACAGUGAAACUACAUAAACGACAUGUACAAUCCAAACCAUUAAAUUUUGCUGUGAAAUCAGAGCAACGUGAAAGCAAAAUAGCAAAACAGGCAAGCUGCCACCGUCAUUACGUUUUGCUUCCAAGUUGUGCGAUGUUUACUUUUCCAACAUGCACACGUUCAUACCUCUAAAUGUGCAAUAUGUACAUGUAGAUAUGUAUGAAUAUAUUUCUGUGCAUGCAAAGUAAUCGUUUCUGUUUACUUUUAUUUAUUAGACAUUUCCUUAUUUUCAUCCGCUAUGGGGGGAAAAAUAAUAAUGCGCCCAUACGCGUGGUAAAUAGUCUACUCGGUCUCUUGAAAAUAAUUAUAUUUGGUGCGGCGCUGAAUCAACACGUGACUCUGUCUAGCACCAACACAUGCAUACAUAUAUAUAUAACUGAUCUACGAUUGUGUGUGCUCCCCUUUUUUUCAAUAAAUUUAUCAUACAACAAAGAAAUAAAACCGGAAAAUACUAAAUAUCAACAAAGCGUCCAACUAUGACUGCACACUUUGGACAGCGGGAAGAAAUAGUAGACAAAAAAAACGUGCAAUGAACGUGAACGGUAAACGGCCCAUCAGCUGUGCAGCACAAGGCAAUAGAGCACAUCGUUUGUUUGCUCGUCGGCCCCAUCGCAGCUAUGCAACAGCAUAACAGCAUGAAAAAGCUAUUUGCAAUACAACCGAAUGCGUUUCGAGAAGUACCAAACUUACCAACAUUGCACCUGCACUCUGCAGCCUAGACUCUCCAUUGCUCUCUCUCUCUCUCUCUCUCUGCCUCUGUUUGCUGUUGGUCUUUGCUUUUGCUUUAUUUCUUCUUAUUUACAUUGUUGCCGGCUAUAGCGACAGCUACACCUCUGUUAAGCCACCUUCAGCUCCUCUGCUUAGCAACUCGCUGGUAAGUCGCCCGAUGACGAUCCAAAAGAUCACCAAUACCACUGUUAACUCCAACACCAAAAACAUCAGCCCCAUUAAUACAUAUGUACGUACAUCCAUGUAUUUAUACAUAGCAACUGUAACAGCAGUAAUAGUUGCUGCGUUAACAGAAUGGUUUUAGUUUUAGUCUUGAUUGGCAAAUCAAACGUUACGGAACAGCAAAAGCAACAAGAGACACGAGUAGACAAAUGAAUGAACAGUUGUACGGACGCAUACUGUAUAUAGAACAAUAAGAAAAACUCGGCUCACACUCAGCUGAGCAGUCAUUUGGAACUAUGGGAUUGUGCAGUUUAUAAUUUGUUUGAUUUUUUGUUUACGAUUUGUUUUGUGUUUUAAGUAUUCUUCAAAAGCGAAAUCAAAUGGAGAAAUGAAACUAACAAUUAAAAUAGUAUUAAAUUUUAAAACUAGCAAUAAGAUGAAGUAAUAAUCAGAAGAAUAAAUUGAAGUGUAGAGAAAAGUAAAUGCAAAGUCAAUCAUAACAGAAAUCACACAAAUAAAAUAAGUAAAACAAAAUGUUUAAAAUAUACAACAACAAAGAAAGAAAGAAGAUUGUAAAGUGAAACAAGAACCUGAAUUGGAGUACUCACAAAAACCAAUAAGAGUAUCUAUGUAUGUAUGUACACAUACUUAUGUAUAUACAGAUAUACUCGUACAUAUUAGCGGCUACGAUAUGUGACGUUCAACAGCUGAACAGUUAAAAACAAAGGAUCUAUCAAUUCCAGCGAAAAUUGAAAGCAUAAAAUUAUAAUUUCAAACAAUCAAUUGAGUUCUUAAAGCUUAAGCUUAACCUCAAAAUCAUAUUAAAACCAUGCUUUUUCGAUUACUAAAGAAGGGCCCUAUCCGACAUUCAACGCUUGCUGCCUAUUCUUCUUUGGUUUGCCCUUUUUGCAUUUUAUCUUUCUGUAUUUACGCAGGCGAGGAAUGGAAAUUCACCCAAUGCAGCCAGCUAAAUGCAAAAGCUAAAGUGCAUACUACUAUCACACUUGUUGAUUAAACAAAUAAACGCACAUACAAAUAGAAAUUUAAGCCAAAUUUAUCAAAGUCCAAAAAGAGAAAAUGCCAAUAAUGAUUUGGCUACUACGAAAAUUUACUUUCUGACGUAUAUUAUUUUGGUUAAUAGCCCUAAACACCACAUAGUGCCACCAACUAAUCCCACCCAAAAAAAGUGCCCAGAAAUCCACAACGCAAAUUAAUAUCGGUUACUGAACUAUUUGCUACGUCAACAAAUAAGUAACUAAACAAUAUUAAAUUUCAAAAGAACAGCGAUGAACAAAAGUCAGAACGCGACCAAAAGAUAAUAUGCGCGGAUAAGAGAACAAAACAAGAAAAAACACAACAAAAUACCCACCGAUAAAAGAAAGAAGUCAAGUGCCAAACAACACAAAGCAUAACAAUAAUACAAGCGAAUAUAGAAAUAGUAAAAUAAAAACAAUACGUGCGUUGAAAAACAAGAGUUCAGCAGAAAUAUCUACAUACAUACAUAUAUACAAGUAUAACAAAGCAACGAACUCAAGGAACAGCAACAUAUCCACCCCCCACUAACUAGACAAUACCAAAAUAAAAAGUGAUAAAAACACGUAAAAUCAAACAUCAUCAAAUCAAACCCCAUAUUUACAAAUUACAACUACAACUACAACGUAAAAUAUGAAGCAAACACGCAAGGUUGCACCAGAUGGCGGUUGGGGUUGGGUUGCUUGCUUCGGGGUCAGUUUAGUAAAUUUGGCAACCCGCUCGAUCGAACCCUCAUUCGGCCUGCUCUUCGGCGAUUUACUGCGUGAUCUCGAUGUCGGCACCACCGGCGCUGCGAUUAUUAUGAGUACACUCGACGUGUGUAUGAAUUUCUCAGGUCUCUUCGUCGGCCCUCUACUCAAGGAGUUCUCCUACCGAAAGGUGGCUAUCGCUGGUUCAUUACUUUGUGGCAUCGGCUUGGCUGCCACUUCACCCGCCGCCAGCAUGCCUCACAUACUCAGCACGUAUAGUGUGAUUAAUGGCAUAGGCGUCGGUCUAUCCACAUCCGCCGCCUUUGUAGCGCUCAAUCACUACUUCAAGUACAAACGAGGCCAAGCUGUGGGCUUAUCCAUGGCCGGCACAGCCUUGGGUAUGCUUAUUAUGCCACAACUGGUACGUGUGUUGCUCGAAGCGUUCGGCUUCCGUGGUGCUGUGCUGAUGUUGGCCGGUAUCGCAUUGAAUUCCACAGUAGGUGCCGUGCUCUUACAACCUGCCAAAUGGCAUAUGAUAGAGGAGGUGAUUGAUGAGGAAAUGAUGACAGUGCCGGUGUCACCGCCCACUCCGCCCACACCCGAUGUUAAAAUCAUACGUGAAGAUGGAAACGAAGAGGACGCAUUGCCCGAGUUGAAUACGUUACUCUUUCCCAAAAAACAAUAUAUGCGUAAGAAUUACUCCGAAAUGGCGAUGAACACUAUGAAUGGUACUCGUAUUGGUAUGCCAAAGCGGCCCACUUUCCCGCGCAUCAUGUCACUAGCCGGCGUACAAUCAGCAGUGAAUAACAGUCACUCCCAUGCAGAUGUAAAUACAACGCUGCGCAAUCGCAAACAUUCUGUUACAUCGAAUCUAUCUUAUAUGGACUUCACCGGUUCGAUUCUACAAGUGCACAUGAAUGUGGGCGACGAAGAGUUUGAGCGUAACGAUCGCGAGCUGAAGCGUGUGAAUACUGCGGCGAGUGGUAUGGCGAAUGCGCAUCGUGAUUCCUUUAUUAAAAUGCGUCCAACAGGGACUGAUAAGUAUGAAGAGUCACCGGAAAAAGAGGCAGAGAAAAAACCUGGCUUCUGGCGACGUUUUGCUGAUCUCAUGGAUAUUGAUUUAUUACGUGAUAAAAAAUUUCUAAAUAUACUCUUUGGGCUGUCAAUUUUCUACGUCGGCGAGAUGAAUUUCAAAAUGGUUACGCCGUUCUUUUUUGCCAAUCUCGGCUACAACAAAACAGACGUGGCUUUCUGCCUAUCAAUAACGGCAAUCACAGAUAUUGCAGCCCGUAUAAUACUCCCGCCAAUAUUCGAUCGCACUAGUAUCAAAAAGCGUACUGUGUUCCUAGUCUCAAUCAUCUUUGUGGGUAUCACCCGUUCGAUUAUGGCUGAGCAAACCGACUGGACACAGCUUAUGAUUUGGCUAUCGAUUUGCGGUUUCUUCCGUGGCUCCGCUUUGGCCAAUUUCACACUAACUGUUUCCGAGUACUGUUCACUGGAGAAAUUACCCUCGGCCUUCGGUUGGCAUUUGGUAGGCAAAGCUGUAUUUGUCAUCUGUCUGGGACCGCUGAUCGGUCUGAUUCGUGACGUCACCACCAGCUAUCCCAUCUGUAUACACGCACAAACAGUUUGUAUAUUCCUUUGUGUAAUCGCCUGGACGAUCGAGUAUGCGAUCACAUAUUUGAAUGAGAGAAAGACGGCGGCGGAAGAUGAUAAUAAUGCCACAAUUGGACCUGAGACUACCAUAAAACACUAACACGUGCUUAAUAUGCUAGCGAGAUAUUUUUAUAAGAACAUUUUGGCGGAGCUCAGUAUGAGAAAUGCAUGCAUAUACCUACACACACACAUACAUAUAUACAUAGUAUAUACAAUAUAUACGCAUAUAUUGAAUUUGGGCUAGAAUGAGAUACAAUGAAAAUCAGUUAUUUACAAAAUGUAAAAAUGUAAAUUAAUUAAGAAAUUAGAAUGUACGUAUGUACGUGAGUUAGAGUUUAAUAAAUAAGCGAGGUUCACACUUAAUGAAAUGAGAAAUAAUGAAGUGCAUGUAUCCACAUACCUACUUAUAUGUACAUACAUACAUACAUGUAUAGUAUGUGUGAAAUGUGCGAUUUUCAAUGUGAUAGUUCAAAUUAUGCUUAUAGAUCGUAAGGCUAAGAAUACGUUGAAGGCGUCUGUCAGUGUUGCACUGAAAUUGUACUCUUUUUUAUACAACUUUCUAACGAACAUAAUGCAAUGUACUUGCAGAACAAGAAAAUGUUACAUAGAACUUGAGCGUUGAGCGUGAGAGCGAGAAGAGUUUAAAACACAAAGCGGAAGUAUUACUUAAAUAUGUAAAAAAAAACAAAUAAAUGCCUAAUUGAAGAUUAGUUUCAAUAACCCUGGUUUUGUGGGUAUGUACGUGAAUGUAUAACUCUCCAAGGGAGCCUUGUUGUUUGGAGAAAAUCAUGAAUUCAAAUACAUACCUGCACUACAUACAUACAUACAUAUAAGUAAAUAGGGAUUAUUAGUAUUUUUUUAUUUCACCCUACUUUGUUUUUAUUACUUCUUUAAAAUACAGUUGUGUUUUUUAUUUUUAUUUAUUAUUAAUAAU
Molecule: messenger RNA, 5246 nt
Organism: Anastrepha ludens (Mexican fruit fly)
Lineage: Eukaryota; Metazoa; Arthropoda; Insecta; Diptera; Tephritidae
Exons: 5
Coding region: 2601-4412 (603 amino acids)
Biological process (GO): monocarboxylic acid transport; transmembrane transport
Molecular function (GO): monocarboxylic acid transmembrane transporter activity
Source: RefSeq, a predicted model, not a curated record